Messenger RNA from Thlaspi arvense, 1083 nucleotides. The record is from the annotation of a GenBank genome assembly. NCBI's taxonomy places the organism in Eukaryota, Viridiplantae, Streptophyta, Magnoliopsida, Brassicales, Brassicaceae.
AUUUUAUUGCUUUUUGGAGGAAAAAUAAAAAGUUAUUUUUAUUUAUUUAUACCGCGCCGUUAAUGAAGAUGGAUUUAGACUCAGAAAGGCGUAAAGCUAGAAGAAGAUCCUGCUUGAUCCGUCUUUGAUCUAAUAUUCUCCAUUUUUACGGGUUUUGAUAAUUUACAGGUAUAUGGGUUUUGUUGGAUCGAGACGCGAUCGCGGAAAGUAGGAAAAUUCAGGGAAGCAAAAAGGGAAGGAAGGGAUAUUCGAAACCCUAAUUUAUAUUGUAUCUUCAACUUCUACGAAAAGCAUCGAUUGAGACGAAAAAACUGCAGUUUUUCUGAUUUAGUUAGAGCUUUGCAUCGGAUUUGAUUGUUGGGCUAGUGUUUGAUUUUUCUGGGUUUGGCCUGAUGGGUUUCUUAAAGAAGUUAACGGGGAUUUUCGGGUUCGGGCACAACGAAGGUGGGCACGGAGUUGCGAGAGAUGACGAUGGUGACAGAGAUAACACUGGAACAGUCUCCGGCGACGGAGAUAAACGCCGGGAGGAUAAUCAGCCGAGAUUCCGUGAAACCGGGCUUCCAAGGAAAGGUUUUGGAGUUCCGGUUCAAGUCGCCGUUGAACGAUCCAAUCCUGGUCCUAUUCUUCAGCCUUGUGCAGCUUCAGACGGUGGAGUUCAGGGACUACGUUGGUACUCAAUGCGGUUAAAGAUGGAUGAAGACGGAGAUGUUGCAGAUGAGUUCUUGGAAGAUCAUAACUGUAAGACUUUGCCAAAAAGAUGCAAAACAAAAGCUGCAAAAGUGAGAGGUUUAGUGAUAUCUUCUGAUGGGAAGCUUCAGCCAUUAAUGCACUGAGAAAUGAACACCAAGGAGAAAGAUUUGCUGAAUAGUGUGUGAUUGAAUCAGAGAAAGGGUAGAAUAUGUGUUUCAUUAGCCAUUUAAUCUCGAUAUGAGUCGCUGGUUGUUGAUACUUUGAGAACUUUAAAAAAAAAUGUUAUUUAACUGUGAAUUUUGUUUAGUGAAUCUCUCUGUUGGGUUGUCUGAAAACGUACGCUCAAUUGUUGGAGUACUACAAGUUCUCUGUGUUUACAUACACAGUACCUCC